UCUCUCCUCCUGUCACUCCCUCUCCGAAACGACGCCAUUAACGCCUCUGAGAAUACGUCACUGAUCUUCUUCGUCCUCUCUGACGGAUCAUGAGGCCUAAGCGGAGGGAUCCUUCUACGACGGCGGCCACGGAUUCCGACUCAACAGCUCCGUCGAAGAGACCAAAACAUGAAACUCCGGCAGCGGCGGCUGGUGAUGUUCCAAUCGUGUCAGAUUCCGCUCCGAAGGAAUCCAAGAAGAGGCUGGGAGCUGCAGACUCCGAGGAGAAGAGUCUCGAGUCGGUUGGGGCCGAUGGAGACGACGAUGAGGCUGCGACGGCGAAGUUUAUCGGAGAGCCUGUCCCGGAGGAAGAGGCGAGGAGGAGGUGGCCACAACGGUACCAUGAGAAGAAGAAAAAGCUCUUGGCAUGGUCAAAAAAGACAAAAGAAGACCAUAAUGAAGAUAUAAUCCAGGCACAACGCCAUUUUAGGCAGGCAUUGGUUGACGACAGCGAAACAUACGAUCUUUAUGUCGAUGCACACGUGGAGGCUGGAGAGGGUGAGGAGCCUUAUAUCUGCAAGAUUGUUGAGAUGUUCGAGUCAGUUGAUGGGACUUUGUAUUUCACAGCGCAAUGGUUCUACAGAGCUUGUGAUACUGUCAUCGGGAACCAGCAUACUUGUCUGAUCGAUAAUAAACGCGUGUUUUUUUCGGAGAUUCGUAACACCAAUCCAUUGGAAUGCCUUUUGAAGAAAUUGAAAAUUUUGAUGAUUCCUUUAAAUGCAAGUAAAGAGGCAGUAAUGGCUUCGGGAGAAACAUUUGAUUAUUAUUGUAACAUGAGAUAUUUACUACCUUACUCUACUUUUGUAUCUUUACCACCAGAUGUCAAGAUGGCUGCCAGUGAUAGUUCAACAAUAUCUAGCGAUAUUGACGCAAAUGGAGCAACUGAUGUAAAAUCAGACCAGGAAGAAGUUUCUCAAGUUGCACAACCUCAAAGAUCAGAGGUGACAUUAUUGGACUUAUACUCGGGUUGUGGUGCCAUGUCAACCGGCUUGUGUUUCGGGGCACAGUUGUCUGGUCUAAAUCUUGUCACUAGAUGGGCGGUUGAUCUAAACGAAUAUGCGUGUCACAGUUUGAAGUUUAACCAUCCAGAAACGCAGGUAAGGAAUGAGUCUGCCGAAUAUUUCUUAUUCCUGCUUAAGGAAUGGGAGAAGUUAUGCAUCUAUUUCGGUUUGAGGAAAUGCGAUGAUCCAGAAGAGGAUAGCAACCUUUAUGGGCUGAAUGACUGUGAGACUGAUGAAGAUGAGGAUGUUGAUGAUGAGAGUGGAAAUGAAGAUGGUGGUGAGAUUUUUGAAGUGGAAAAGAUACUUGAUAUUUGCUAUGGUGAUCCUAAAGGGAUAAAGAAGUGUGGCCUAUAUUUGAAGGUUCGCUGGAAGAAAUAUGGCCCGUCUUAUGACAGUUGGGAGCCAAUUGAAGGACUCAGCAAUUGUCGUGAAAGGAUCAAGGAGUUUGUUGUGCGUGGAUAUGAUUCAAAAAUCCUACCAUUGCCGGGAGAUGCUGAUGUUCUUUGUGGAGGACCUCCGUGCCAAGGCAUUAGUGGUUUCAAUCGCUUUAGGAACAAAGAGAAUCCAUUAGCGGAUGAGAAAAACAAGCAGCUUCUCGUUUAUAUGGAUAUAGUGGAAUACCUGAAGCCAAAAUAUGUCUUAAUGGAGAAUGUUGUGGACAUUCUAAAAUUCGUCAAUGGUUACGUUGGACGUUAUGCAGUGGGUCGGCUUGUCCAAAUGAAUUACCAGACGCGAAUGGGAAUGAUGGCAGCUGGGGCAUAUGGCCUCCCACAAUUCCGCAUGAGGUUCUUUUUAUGGGGUGCCCAGCCUAAUGAGAGGCUUCCUCCAUAUCCACUUCCAACUCAUGAUGUUAUCAUGAGAGGGGUGAUACCUACGGAGUUUGAGGGAAACACAGUGGCUUAUGAUGAAGGCCACACUGUAAAGUUGGCAGAAAAGCUUCUACUCAAGGAUGCAAUUUCUGACCUUCCAGCAGUUGCGAACAGUGAGAAACGAGAUGAGAUUCCAUAUGACAAGGAACCUGAAACGCCAUUUCAACGGCAUAUCAGACUAAGCAAAGAUGAAAUGUUAGGUUCAUCGUUGAAAUCCAAGCCCACAAAGCGUUUGCUGUAUGACCAUCACCCUCUAAAUCUGAACAUGGACGAUUAUCAACGUGUCUGUCAGAUCCCCAAGAGGAAGGGAGCGAAUUUUCGGGACUUAACUGGCGUGCGCGUUGGACCUAACAAGAAAGUUGAAUUUGAUCCUAAUGUCCCGAGGGUUUAUCUCGACUCGGGAAAACCACUGGUUCCUGAUUAUGCUAUGAGUUUCAUCGAUGGAACAUCAUCGAAACCGUUUGGUCGUCUUUGGUGGGAUGAAACUGUGCCAACCGUUGUUACAAGAGCAGAACCGCACAACCAGGUGAUCAUACACCCAGAACAAGACCGUGUCUUGACCAUCCGCGAAAACGCAAGGCUUCAAGGCUUCCCGGAUUUCUACAAGCUCUUUGGCCCUCCAAAGGAGAAGUACAUACAAGUAGGGAAUGCAGUAGCAGUGCCGGUUGCAAGGGCACUGGGGUUGGCGUUAGGGAGAGCGUACCAAGGCCUAACCACAGGAGACGAUCCUCUCCUCACUCUCCCUCUUGGCUUCCCCAACCCAAGGGUGAGAAAUUCUUCUGAUUCUCUUGAACAUGUCUCCUGAUCCAUGUUAUCAUUUUUUUUAAAAGAUUAAAAAUGAAAAGUAGGGAGAACAAUUCAAUUUCUUCUUGUCAUUCUGAUGUGGGAACGAUUAUUUUGUAAUUUAAAUCCUCAUUUUUAACUA
Molecule: messenger RNA, 2834 nt
Organism: Tarenaya hassleriana
Lineage: Eukaryota; Viridiplantae; Streptophyta; Magnoliopsida; Brassicales; Cleomaceae
Product: DNA (cytosine-5)-methyltransferase CMT3
Exons: 21
Coding region: 90-2714 (874 amino acids)
Cellular component (GO): nucleus
Molecular function (GO): methyltransferase activity; chromatin binding
Source: RefSeq, a predicted model, not a curated record